Molecule: messenger RNA, 3798 nt
Organism: Capronia epimyces CBS 606.96
Lineage: Eukaryota; Fungi; Ascomycota; Eurotiomycetes; Chaetothyriales; Herpotrichiellaceae
Product: phospholipase D
Exons: 6
Coding region: 1-3798 (1265 amino acids)
Biological process (GO): cell motility
Molecular function (GO): catalytic activity
Source: RefSeq, a predicted model, not a curated record
AUGUCUUACCAACCGCCCUACCAGCAACCUUCGGAUGACGACGCUCUUGCUUACGGAGAUGACUACUCUAGUUCUCGAGGCAGCGGUGGUCUACAAGGAACCGAGAAGUCGAUCCUUGGAGACACAUUUCGAAAAUUCAAGUCCGAAUAUGACAAGUACAAGACCCCUUCAUCCCAAAACUAUGGCUACACUAGCUCUGGUACGUCUCAGCAAUACUAUGGUCAGCAGAGUUCCUCUGGUACGUCUCAGCAAUACUAUGGCCAGCAGAGUUCCUCAACUGGCUACCCUCAACCCGGCCAGUCCGGUCAAUCGGCAUAUCCGGGAGGGCCGCCUCCGCAACAGCCGCAAGGAAAGCCUGAUCUAGGUACAAAGCUCUUGGGGACUUUACACGGUACCAUCCACAGUAUCGGGUCCGACCUUGUAAAUCUGCUCGGCCCUGAAGGAAAACCUACACCGUAUUCUAAUCAACCGGUCGGACAACAGCCACAGGGGCAAAGUGCUCCCCCAGGCUAUUCCAACCUAUCGGCCUCCCCGAGUCUGCCUCAAGGCCAGAAUCGGUUCGACAGCUUUGCAUCAGAAAAGCCGGGCAACGAUGUCAAGUGGUACGUCGAUGGAUGCGGAUACUUCUGGGCUGUCAGUCAAGCUCUGGAAUCAGCAAGACAGUCAAUCUGGAUUCUCGAUUGGUGGUUAACACCAGAAGUCUACCUUCGUCGCCCUCCUUCUCAGAACGAGCAAUGGAGACUGGAUCGAACCCUUCAGAGGGCUGCUCAGCGUGGCGUCAAAGUCAACAUUAUCGUCUACAAAGAAGUAACACAAGCUUUGACUUUGUCCUCGGCCCACACCAAACACGAGCUCGAGAAACUGUCGCCCAACAUUUCUGUCUUUCGUCAUCCAGACCACCUUCCCGACGCUCAAACCGCCCAUUCGUCCUUGCUUUCGUCUUUCCAAAACCUCAAGCUCGAUGCUGCCGGGGUCUCUAAGCUCGGGACGGACGCUCUGAAAGGAAUCUAUGGGCUGGAUGACGAUGUCAUCUUGUACUGGGCGCACCACGAGAAGUUAUGUUUGGUCGACGGCACAAUUGCAUUCAUGGGUGGGUUAGACCUUUGUUUCGGACGGUGGGACACGAACCAACAUGCCAUUGCGGAUGCCCAUCCCUUGAACGUCAAUGACAUCGUCUUCCCCGGCCAGGAUUACAAUAAUGCCAGAGUCAUGGAUUUCAGUGACGUUGCGAAUCCUUUCCAGAACAAGCUCGAUAGAACAAAAAGUUCCAGAAUGGGAUGGUCCGACGUUGCAUUGUCUUUGCAGGGACCUUGCGUUCAAGAUCUUCGUCACCAUUUCAUCGAUCGGUGGAAUUUCAUCUUCGAGGAAAAAUACAAUGUCCGGAAAGAUGCACGUUAUUCUCGAAUCGUCGACGAGUACCCGCAUCCUCCGGCUGGCCCUGGACAGCGUCCCCAGUCUCGUCCACAGUCACAAGGACACCUUCAGCCCCCUGCUCCGAGUGGCGCCUUUCCACCGCCGCCAGGUAGCCAGCCAUAUGCCCCACCUGCAUGGCAUAGCACGAGCAGGCCACAUACUCCGACCGGAGAUUUAUAUCAGAAUCAGGCAAGCACUGUGCCUGGAACUCAGCUAGGGAUACCCGGUGCCCCUCCAAGUCCGUCGCCUCAAAGCACAUAUUCUCAACCGUCGAAUCCCCAAACUUCUUAUGCUCAGCCUUCAGCCGCUACGAGCGCAUACCUUCCGGUCUCUAGCCCUACACAGCUGGGAACAUUUAGCCAGCCCGCUGUUGUAGGUGAUCACCUCCCGAAUCCGUAUCUCCAACAAAACUUCCCUCCCCCACCUCCAGGUCCUCCUCCCCAACUGUCACCGUCACCAUCGCCAUCACCAGGACCUGGUCAUGUUUACACGGGAUACCAACCGCCGACCAAUCCACUGCCAACAUAUGCACCAUACAGCCAACCAGCCGCGGAGCUCUCAACUCAGCACACACCAAGCCAACCUUACCAACCUCAGCCAUACCAACAGCAAACGUCGCCACCCCCAUACAGCCAACCAUACCAGCCACAGACAUAUCAACAACCCGGCACGGAGCAGAAUCGAGGAAUUGACGACUAUGCCACGGGGGAGAAUCGCGGUUUUGAUGACUAUGGCUACGGUGAUGAAGGAGCACGAGGCGUUGGUGGUGAACGAGGUCUUCGCAGUAGAGUGGACCAAUAUCGAACCGAGGGGAAACUCAUUGGUCAGGAACUCUCCUCCAUCAGUAACCUCGUCUCCACCGGCGUGGAAGGCAGGCUGCACCAUAUCCAGGGCAAAUAUCUGGGAGCAACCGAUUCUUACGGCCGCCCUUACAAUCAGCGUCGCGGUGUCAUGACCUGCCAGCUGCUCCGGAGCUGUACAAAAUGGAGUAACGGAACUCCACUUGAGCACUCCAUCCAGAAUGCUUACAUUGACGUGAUCCGGAACAGCCAACAUUUCGUCUACAUUGAGAAUCAGUUUUUCAUCACCGCCACUGGUGACAAACAGAAACCGGUGCAGAACUUGGUGGGCCAGGCCAUUGUCGAGCGGGUUCUACGCGCCGCCAAGAAUGGCGAGAAGUACAAAGUUAUCGUGGUAAUCCCAGCAGUGCCGGCCUUUGCUGGCGACCUUCGAGACGAUGGAUCCUUGGGAACCCGUGCCAUUAUGGAAUUCCAGUACUUCAGCAUUAACCGUGGAGGACACUCCAUAAUGGAAAAGAUCGCACAAGCCGGGUAUAAUCCUAUGGAUUACAUUCGGUUUUACAAUCUCCGGAACUAUGACAGGAUUAAUUGUGGCGAUUCGAUGAAACAAGCCCAACAGCAGAGCGGUGUGAGAUACGAAGAUGCCCGUAGAGAGCAUGACGACGUGGUAGGCGCUGGUUAUGGAGCUUCCGGGGAGAGGACUGGAGCAACACAAAUGGGACAAGCGUCACACUAUCAGCAAUAUCAAUCUGCUGCACAUAACAUGUCGGCACCAUUAGGCGGUCGUUGGGACAGUGUUUCAGAGUGUUAUAUGCUCGGAGGUCAAGACAUUCGCACCGUGCCCUGGGAUGGACCACCCGAGGCAGAGUUGGACGCAUUUGUCAGUGAGGAAUUGUACGUCCAUUCAAAAUGUCUGAUUGCAGAUGAUCGUGUUGUCAUUUGUGGUUCAGCCAACUUGAACGAUCGAAGUUUGCUGGGCUCACACGACAGCGAAAUUGCUCUCUUGAUCGACGACCCCACACCCGUACAAACGUAUAUCGGAGGGCAGCCGUAUCAAGCCAGCCGGUUCGCGGCCUCGUUAAGGCGGUCGUUGAUGCGGAAACAUCUUGGUCUUGUACGACCUCAAGACGUGCGGAGACCCGACGCAAACUACGAGCCCGUGGGGGUGCCGAACGUGUAUGACUGGGGUUCUCCUGAAGACAAUGUCGUCUCUGAUCCCUUGAGCGACACGUUCCAGAGUCUCUGGAACUCUCGAGCGCGGACAAACACCGACGCCUUCCGAAAGGCAUUCCGAGCCGUCCCCGAUGACUACGUCACUACGUGGGCAGAAUACAAGGAGUUUUAUGAGUACUUCUACCAUUCUGAUCCCAAAGCUGUUGGCAAGGAAGGGGUCAAAAUACCUCCGCGGGUUGAGUAUGGCCAUGUGGUCCGAGAGGAUUUUCCGGGUGGUGUUCGUGAACUCAAGGAACUAUUGAGUCAAGUCAAGGGCACUUUGGUGGAGAUGCCUUUAUGCUUCUUGCAAAAUGAAGACAUUGCUAAAGAAGGACUGACUUUGAAUGCACUGACGGAAGAGAUAUACACCUGA